Pimephales promelas (fathead minnow) is the source of this 1142-nucleotide messenger RNA. RefSeq lists its product as uncharacterized. Lineage: Eukaryota; Metazoa; Chordata; Actinopteri; Cypriniformes; Leuciscidae. The record is from RefSeq and is a predicted model, not a curated record.
AAUUUUUCCCCUUCUCAGCAGCACCAGGCCUGUGUGUGUGUGUGUGUGUGUGUGUGUGUGCUCCCUUUGUGGCUUCUGAGGGUGAGCCUGGCCCAUCUUGAACAUGAGUGUUGAACAUGAGUGUUCAUAAGUGAGACCCUCAGAGUCAAACUCCAUCUGACUGAAUGAUGAUCUUCAGAGUGAUUCUGUUUGUUGGCCUCGCUGUGGUGUGUGUGGUGUGUGUUCCUGCGGUGAACAUGAGUGUCCGGCUCCAGCAGAACGUCUCUCUGCCCUGUGACUCUCACAGUAACUCCAGCACUGUCCUGGCCUGGUUCCGGCUCGGCCCCGGGGAGAACAUGGCUUUACUGCUGUCUGCAAGUAGAGGAGUCCUGAAGAGAGAUGAGUUUAUAGUCGAACACAACAUGGAGCGAAGCCAGUUUGAGCUUCAGGCCCAUGGGCGACUGGAGUCUGUGAGUCUGAGGAUCUUCAGCGUCAGAGAUGAGGAUCUCGGCCUGUACUUCUGCUCUACUGGAACCAGUCUGAAGAACAUGCACUUCGGGACCGCAGUCAGACUCACACUCACAGACGCCUCAUCAGAUGUGGGCUGUCCUGCGCUCUGGAUCAGCGUGUGUGUGUGUGUGUUUGCUGCGUGUGUGUGCUGCGGUUUUUUCUGCACUUGUGUGCUCUGUUUCAGAAAAGACUGUUCUGUGGUCUUGUGCAUCAGCUGUGUGAAGGAGAACUCGCAUUUACAGGCAGUUCCGGUCCAGUACUCCAGUCUACGGUUCAUCCAGCGCUCCAGAACUCCGGCUCCGGCUCCUGUGGACGUGACGUACGCAACCAUUGCUAAACACACACCCUGAGCAACAGCUUCACAACAACACACACCCUGAGUCACAGCUUCACAACAACACACACCCUGAGUCACAGCUUCACAACAACACACACACACCCUGAGUCACGGCUUCACAACAACACACACCUUGAGUUGAUAAAGGAUAUUAAAUUUAAACAUGAUAGCGAAUUAAGUGAAAACAGGGAUUUAGUUUCUGUUUAGGGUGGUUCAUUAAGUAUAUUCUGUUUAUAUGUACGUAUAAAUCAAUCAUUUUGACAAUGUUGUGCUUAUCUAGAGACAUUCAUUAAAAAGAGUGUGUUGUUUUCAUGAA